This is a messenger RNA of Rhopilema esculentum, 3122 nucleotides long. Lineage: Eukaryota; Metazoa; Cnidaria; Scyphozoa; Rhizostomeae; Rhizostomatidae. The record is from RefSeq and is a predicted model, not a curated record.
CACAGUUUCAUUAUGAAAAAGAUAACGUUUUCCAUAAGUUAUCUCUCACAGCACAAACCCUUUGCUUUUUGCCAGGUCAUUUGAAAGCAAAUAACUCGCAGUAAUCCAUUGCAAAUACUUUAGUUUAAUCUACAUACUUAAUAAAAAGUUCCUUAGCCUAAGGAAGGAUUGCUAAUUUUUUAGAGGAGAACAAGCUGCGCUACCUAUUGGCCACUGCAAAUGUUGCGGUUCAUGCAAAGGCAAUAUUUUAUAAACACAGUGUGUCAGAGUGAAAAGCAACACCAACAAUUAUACUUGCCUAACGACUAACGCUUUGAUACAGAUGUACUCUGAAAGAAAACACUUCGCAAUUUUUUUCUCGUUGAUUUACCACUUUUUCCAAAAUAUCAUAUUAAUUUUUGUGCAAAAUUAACAAUGCUGUCUCAAACAAUCUGUAUUCUGCAAGUCAUAAAUUGUCAUUUCUCUCAAGGACUUUAAAGUGGGUCAGAUCUACACUUGGGAUGUUGCUAUGAAGUCAUCGAACAGAUCUAAAAAUAGAUAUGCCAACAUCGCUGCAUACGAUCAUUCAAGGGUAAUAUUGAAACCAGUUCCAGGUGACAUGAAUGGUUCCGAUUACAUCAAUGCGUCUUAUAUCGAUGGCUAUCACUACCCGGAGGAGUACAUAGCUACCCAAGGCCCAACUGAAGAUACCAUUGUUGAUUUCUGGCGAAUGAUUUGGCAAGAGCGGUCAAGCACAAUAGUUUGCCUCACCAAUCUCCACGAGCUGGGUCGAGCAAAAUGCAAUCAAUAUUGGCCUACUGUCGGAGAGGAGAGAUAUGGAGGGAUAACUGUGGCCCUUGUAUCAACUGACAAAACUGCUAAUUACAUAAUCAGGACGAUGGAUAUAAGACACGAUCAAAGCGAGGAAGUGCGCCAAGUUUGUCAGUUUCAUUUUCUAUCAUGGCCCGAUUAUGGUACUCCAGUCCACCCGACUUGCCUUUUGUCUCUAAGAAGACGCGUACGACAUUUCUAUGACGGCAAGACACCAAUGAUUUUGCACUGCAGUGCUGGAGUAGGUCGAACUGGGUGUUUUGUUCUUAUCGAUGUCAUGCUUGAAAGAUUUGCAAAGGAAAAGACUAUUGAUGUCUACAAUUACUUACACUAUUUGAGGACAAGAAGAAUCAACAUGGUUCAAACUGAGGAUCAGUAUUUCUUUGUGCACGAGGCUUUGCUUGAGGGACUGCUCUGCGGGAACACAGAAAUGCUUGCUAAAGACCUACCUAUCAUGAUCAAGAAAUUCAAGAGCGCUGGAAAAGAUGAUGGCUUUACGCAUUAUGAAAGAGAAUUUAAGAAACUUCAAGAGACAUGUCCGGACUUGAAAUGGGAAGAAUGCACAACAGCACUGCAACCUGAAAACUUAAAGAAAAGUAGAAGCUUGGAUAUUGUUGCAAGAGACAACGAUCGAGUGAUUUUGAGCCCUGAUCCAAGAAACUCAAGCGCCAGUUUCAUAAAUGCUGUCAGCAUUGAGGGCUACAAGGAUAAAAGUGCUUUCAUCCUCACCGAAGCCCCAAUGGACGCAACUGUUUCGUUGCUAUGGAAAAUGGUCUACGAAAAGGACUGUAAAACAAUUGUUGUUCUGUACGGGUUGAAAGAAAGUACAGAGACAUAUCCUUGCUUCUGGCCUGCAGACGAGGGCGAGCAUGCAACAGAGACUUAUGGGGGAUUUUCUGUAGAAAUGAUCUCAGAACAGAUGGAUGGUGAUAUUUUUUCGAAAAGGCUGCAGCUUACGUCAGAUGAAGAGCCUGGCAAAUCCCGAGAGGUUCAGCUUCUACAAUACGUUGGUUGGCCCUACCACGAUGUUCCCGAUUCAAAGCGAGAUAUUCUGGCUCUUAUUAGCAGGGCCGAAGAAUCCCAGCGUCGGCUUGGCAGCAGCCCGAUUCUCGUUAUUUGCAGUGACGGAGCCAGUCGAUGUGGAACCUUUUGCUCAAUAUACAACUGCAUCGAACGAGUCAAAGUGGAACAAAUCAUCGACGUAUUUCAGGUUGUAAGAAGUAUUCGGAUGGUUCGACCACACGCCGUAGCUUCCGUGGGUCAAAUGGAAUAUAUAUAUGAAAUGGUGUUGGAAUAUCUAAACUCAUUCGACAAUUACGUCACGUACAAUUAACAUUGAUUCAACUCAAUUCAGUGAUACGCAGAGCAUUUAUCAACAAUUUAUAAACAGCUUCAAGCCGGCAUUGGACAUUCCGUAUUUUGCAAUCGACACCCUGAUUUGCAAUGCAUUAUUAACAGCGCCCGGUCAUAAUGAGCUUCAAUGCCGCCAUAUUUGCGAACAUGGUUUUUCAAUGCUUAGGCCAAAGUAGUUUUAGUAAUAACCAAAUAAUAACAUUCAAGUGCAAAGUACAUUUAAAUUAUUAAACGUUUAUUUAUAUGCUUAUAUUACUGUAUUAUUCUGGCAAAUUUUCAUUACCGUUUCAGUUAUGUUUUGUUUGUUCGUAAUUUUGUUAUAAAGUCAGUAACUGCCUUCCUCGUCCUGAACAACUUGACUUCUUUCAACACUCGUUGAGAUUUAGUAGUGAAAAGAUUUCUUCUUCUGUAAAAUAUCAAUAUUUGUAACCACUUCAAAAUUUUGUUUGCCAACGUAAAAGCUACGAUACAACAGGCCCUUAAAAUCAGAAACAGAUUAAAACAGAGAGAUCGAUUUUUGAAGAAAGAAAAUUGUUUUUAGCAAAAGUAUGAUUAUCUUUUUGUGAAAGUAACUGUUAGAAAUUAUAUCAAUAUUGCCUUUUCAAUAGUAAUUUGGUCUUGCUUAUACCCGCAUACACACCCGUAUUUUCGUAAUUACCAAGAGUGCAAAAAGUUAUUUUGAUUACCUCCCACUUAACCGAACACAACAGAACACAAAUCCUGUUAGUUUGCAAAUUAAGGCAGCGACUCUUGUGAGUAAAUGAUCACAUAUAUUUAAUGUUAAGUUUUGUUUGAAAGUGACUAUAAGUUUGUUUUAUCCAAUGCUGUUUUGUAAAAGUUAAAUUAUUGUACUAUACCUUUAUUCAUUAUCUACCGUAAAUUGAGCAACAAUAUUUGGCCCUAAAGCUCAGGGCUUUAAUUUUAGAAAUUUUGUUAGAUUAUCAAUACUCAAUUUUCAA